AUGGUUUUCACGUAUUCUAAUAAAUAUAUUUCUAAACCAAUAUGUAUUGGUGAAUUUUCAUUAGAUAGAAAUGGUAAUGUUCUUCAAAAUAAAAUUGAAAACAAAUGUUACUUAUAUGAAAAGUUUAUUAAUCAGGAUACAUUUUUCAUAAACCUUAAAUCUCAUAAAAUUUUAUUUGAGGAUAAAACAAUUGAUAUGGAAUUAAAUUUAAGAAGAAACAUUUUAAAUAACUUGAAAAUUUCUACAUCUACUUUAGAUAAAUCACUUUGUAAUGCCGAAUUUUAUUGUUCCAGUGGUAUACUAACAAAAUUUGCUACAUCCCAUUUACAUCAUUCUCUUAUUAAUGUAUGGUGUAUUAAAAUUGAUAAUGUUAUUGUAAUGGUAGAUAGUAAUACUUUGGAAAAAAAAAGAUCAUUUGCUAAUGAUAAUAUAACAUUAUCUACUACUGAUAGUGAAAUUGCAUCAGAACAAAAUAAAUCUUUUAUUAGUAAAUUAAGAUAUGAUAGAAUUUUAAAAUAUGCUGCAUUUUUAAAGAGAAAUUGUAUUGACAAUAAAAAAGUUUUUAUUGAUGGAAUUCAUGUUUGGAAACAAUAUAGAAGAGUAUAUGUUUCUGAAUUACAAUGUCCCAGUGGUUCAGGUGAAGAUAAAUCUAUAAAAAUUGCAUAUAACUCAAUUAUUCAUUGUGUUGAUAAAAAAACAGAUAAUCCUGUUAUUAUUAAAAUAAGACCUUCACACAUUAAUGAAGAAGACUUUAUUUGGAAAUUAAAUCAAUUAUCAAAAAUGUACAUGCAAACUAUAUUGCUUAAUAGUAAUAAAAUUGUUAUUGGAGAAUGUGACAAAGAUUCUGUUAUUCACCAAACAAAAAUAAAAACCCCUAAAGAAAUUUUUGAUAAGUAUUCUUUAAAUGAAAGAAAUUUAUAUUUUCAUUUAUGGUUUGUACUCGAUAGAAUUAAAAAGGCUUUCGAAAACGAGUCAAAUGUACCUAUAAAGUGUGUUAACAUAGUGAAAUGGAAUAUGAAUGAUAGAUAUAAUGUAAAUUGUUAUGCAGAUAUUCCAGCUAGUGAAGCAUGUUUAAAAGUUUUUGAUAAUUUUUAA
Messenger RNA from Strongyloides ratti, 1095 nucleotides. RefSeq lists its product as hypothetical. Bases 1 to 1095 code for a protein of 364 amino acids. The transcript has a single exon. Gene Ontology annotation, cellular component: nucleus; cytosol. Gene Ontology annotation, biological process: NAD-cap decapping; nuclear-transcribed mRNA catabolic process. Lineage: Eukaryota; Metazoa; Nematoda; Chromadorea; Rhabditida; Strongyloididae. Gene Ontology annotation, molecular function: mRNA 5'-diphosphatase activity. The record is from RefSeq and is a predicted model, not a curated record.